GGUGGGGAAGGCAGCCAUACACUUCUUCCAUUAUUUCUACUUUAUACCCAUUUUGCCCCUCGCCCCCCCUUAUCUCUCUCCUCUCUCUCUCUCUCUCUUUCUCUCUCACACCAAUAUUUUCACGGUUUCUGUCUCUGGAGAUAGAGAGAGAAGAAGAAGAAGAGCAGCGAGUUGAGUUGAGGUGAGUUAGUUUUUGUGAGUAGGUAGAGGGUGAGUUGAAUCGGUAGGUCUGGCCGGGUUAAGGAGCAUAGCGAUUCCACUCAGUAGAGGUAGGAGGAAAGGGAGGAGAAAAGUGAAGCAGGUUAAAGAGAGUUUCAUGGAGUUCUGGAAUAAUAUGAUUUUUCCUGUUCGCCGUGUUUGGCUUGCUCUUUCUUCUCGAGUUAAUUACUCUCCUAAAUCUGGUGGUGGGCUAUUGAAGCUUCGUGAUGAUGUGCAAACAUGUGGAUAUGAGGAUGUGCAGGUGAUGUGGGAGAUGCUGAGAAGAUCAGAAACAGAGGUAAUAGAUCAGCCUCCAAAGCGCAAGCAUCGACAAUUUUGGAGGGUCUUUGUGUGGUCCUCUAACCAUACCUCUUCUACUACAACUACUACUACUACUACUACUCCUCAUGAAUCCUCAACAUUCUCUAAAAUAAGGCAUGACUAAUACUUGGGGGGGAAAAACUACAAUAAUCACAAAUAAUUCGGCAAAAGUGUUUUUUACAACCCAACAAUGACAUUCAAUAUGUGAUUUGGCACAGUACAGAUCUGCUUUUUCGCAGGUGUGCCAAUUGAUGGUAUAUGAUCAAAGUUGUAGUUGUAAGUAGAAAAUGUUUGGCCAAAAAAUGCCAAAAUUUGUAAAUAUAAUAAUGUUUUUUUUCCCUAAAAAAAAAAACAUCCAUGUACAAGCAGGUAACUUCAAAAGAGCCUCCCAAGAGAGAGAGAGGGCGCUCAUUUUUGCUCAA
Molecule: messenger RNA, 941 nt
Organism: Ziziphus jujuba (common jujube)
Lineage: Eukaryota; Viridiplantae; Streptophyta; Magnoliopsida; Rosales; Rhamnaceae
Exons: 2
Coding region: 317-643 (108 amino acids)
Source: RefSeq, a predicted model, not a curated record